Messenger RNA from Ruditapes philippinarum (Manila clam), 1997 nucleotides. RefSeq names its product proton-coupled zinc antiporter SLC30A1-like. Lineage: Eukaryota; Metazoa; Mollusca; Bivalvia; Venerida; Veneridae. The transcript has 9 exons. Gene Ontology annotation, molecular function: zinc ion transmembrane transporter activity. Gene Ontology annotation, biological process: intracellular zinc ion homeostasis; zinc ion transmembrane transport; detoxification of zinc ion. The record is from RefSeq and is a predicted model, not a curated record. The coding region runs from base 335 to 1483 and encodes 382 amino acids. Gene Ontology annotation, cellular component: membrane.
AAAAUAUGUGUAAGUGGCGCAAACCUCACUUUAAAAUCCUAUUUAUUUAAAAGCUAUGGCAUAAAAUAACAAAUAAGUAAAUUUAAAGGGAUAUUUAUGAAUAAUAAUAAACAAUGCUAUAUUCCAUCCAACAUACAUGUAUAAACCACCUUAAGUGCGAGGUUAUUCAGAGGUUAAGGAUAGAGGUAUAUGGGUAAACUUAUACAAAUUUCGGGUUUAGUGGUAAUUUUAGAUAUUUAAUAAUUUGAGGAUUCGAGGAUAAUUCAAAUAUUCGAGGAUUUUGGAAUUAUGGAAGAAUAAGCACAGGUUGUAAAGUAAUAAAGUUUGUAGCAAGAUGGGUAAAUACAGUGGAAAAACUUGCCGUCUGUUAACCAUUCUGAGUAUAACAACUUCGUUCUUUGUCGUAGAGAUUAUUGUGGGAUAUAUCACAAAUUCUUUAUCUCUAGUAGCGGACUCUUUUCACAUACUAUCUCACAUUGUGGCGCUAAUUGUUGGCUUCGUCUCAGUCAGGAUAUCAAAAUGUCGCUCUCAAAAGAACACAUUUGGUUGGGAGAGAGCGGAAAUAGUCGGGGCUCUGGUAAACUCAGUUUUCCUUAUAGCCCUGUGCUUUUCUAUCUUGGUUUAUGUAUUGAAGAGGCUGGUAGAAAUAGAAAAGAUAGAAAACCCCAAGUUGCUCUUGAUUGUAGGCUGCACUGGUCUCCUGAUAAAUUUUCUCGGACUUGCCUUGUUUUAUAACCAUGAUCAUAGUCAUGUUGGAGCUGUCGGUCGUGGUCACAAUCACGGGGAUAAAAAUACUGAGGAAGACCAUGCAGCUCAAAAAGAAAGCGAAACAUUGGUCGAGAAGAAGCCAGGACCAGUUGAAGUAUGUUCUAGUGGUUCGGAGGUUGAUAUGGAAGAAGUGGUGAUAGAAUUUGACGAGAAUAGCUUUUCUUCAAGUGCUCAACUUAAUAUGAGAGCAGUAUUUUUACAUGUAUUGGGUGAUGCUCUCGGCUCAGUGAUUGUUGUAAUAAGUGCUCUAGUUAUUUGGUUUGUAGACGAAGACUGGGUGUAUUAUGUAGACCCUGGUAUGAGCAUCGUCAUGGUGUUCAUUAUUUUUUCAACAACAAUACCACUUUUAAAAAAGGCAGCAUUAAUACUUUUACAGGCAGUACCUACGCAUAUACAAGUAACAGAUAUAAAAGAUAAAAUGAUGAAAAUAGAUGGUGUAGAAGAUGUACACGAGUUUCACGUAUGGCAGCUAGCUGGAAAUCGAGUGAUUGCCUCCGCCCACAUCGGUUGUCGUAAUCCACACGAGUACAUGGCUUUAGCAAGGAAAAUAAUAGACCUCUUUCAUGAUGAGGGAAUACAUUCCACAACUAUUCAACCUGAAUUUUCUGAGGACUGGGACAACAUGCCAUCUUGCUGUGUUUUAGCAUGUGGUCCAGAGAAAAGUUGUUACCUUGACACUUGUUGUGCCGUGCCAAAAAAAUCUUUGGCAAACUAGUCAGAAAAUGGGAUUGUUACGACCAAGAGAUUGGCAGGGAAUGGAAAACAGUCGUCGCCAAAUGAAAUCGUAUGAUUUAACAAAGUAUUAGGAAUUUUGAUGAUAAGUGUACGAACAAAACUAUUUACACUCUUGUGUUUCUUCUUGAACAAAAAUCAGAUUGUGUGUUACAAUGUAUCGGCGUGUUAUAGAUUAUAAAGGUGCUUUAUUAUUUUGUCAGAAUUGUUGUCAAAAAUCUAUUUUUAAGAAUUUUUAAGAUUUUAUAUAUAUCAUGGGUAUUUUCAUGUAUAUAGGGCAUUGAAGAAAAAAAUAAUGGGUAAUUAUGUUUAUAUAAUUACUAAUCUUGUUUUGAACAAAGAAAAAUGUCUAAUGUCUGCUACAAUAUUGCUGUAUUUAUUAUACAAAGAAAAUUGUAGUUAACUAUGAAACUAUAAAUCAUGCAACUAUAGUUGUUGUUGUUUUUUUAUCAGCACUGGACAAUGGAUUAGUAAAAUUUUAGCCUUGAUUACCUUUU